AUGCUCUUCAAAAAGAAGAGUCAAAAGCAUUUAAAUUUAUCAAAUGAUACAUCUUCACCACAACCACCAAAUAAAAAGACUAUUAAAAAAUCUACAAGUGCUAGAAACUUAUUAAAUAAACUAACUAAUAAUAAUUCAUCAUCAUCAUCAUCCACUUCUACUUCAACAACAACAACGUUAAAAAUUUCAACACCAAUAAGUCCUCCAAUUUCAAAUAAUUUAUCAUCACCAUUAAAUUCAAUUAAUAAUUUUAAUAUAAAUAAUUUUAUAAAUUUAACACCUAUAAAUAAUCAAUCAUCUACAAUUAAUAAUAAAACAACUUCAAUACAAAAUAAUGAAAAAUUACAAAUUACUACUCCUUUGCAUCAAUUGACUUUAUUAGAACAAAAUCCUCAAUAUAAAGCAUCAUUCCAAACCAGUGAAUCUAAAAUCAGUACUGAAAUUGAAAAUGACAAAGAAUUUAUAAAUGAAGUAGAAAUUGAAUCAUUAGUUGGUAUUUAUACACCUAAAUCAAAUAAUAUGAUAGAAGAUGCUGAAUUAACGUUGACAAAAGAAGAACAACAGCAACAACAAGAAGAAAGUGAAGAAGAUUAUAAAGAAGUCUUGGAUAAAGAAAAAUUUUUAAGUGGGAAUUUUUCAACAUCAACAUCUCAACAAAAUUCACCAACAAAUUCAAAAUAUUCAUUAACUGAAACAAAUAUUCAAAUAUAUAAAAGACUGCAUUAUCAUAAAUCAUUAAAUUCUCAAUUGAAUCAAAAUUUAAAUCAAAAUCAAAAUUCUUCAUCAAAAUAUAAUAGUUUACAUUUAAUUAAUAAUAAUGAAUGUUUCAAAUCACCAACAAAAUUUAAAUCAGAAUCUAUUAAAGCUGGACUUAUAGAUAUUACCUCCCAAUCCAAUAAUUCCAAUAUCACUACUACAUCUAAUAAUAAUAAUUCAAAAGAAUUUGAACAAAUUUCAAAAUUAUAUGAAUUAGAAAUUUUAUUAUUAAAAGAAAAACAUCAUUACGAAAUAAAACAAUUAAAAAGAGAAAUUGAAAAAUUAAAAAAAUUAAAUUCAAAUGAAAAUGAAAAAUUCAUAUAUCAAAAGGAUUACGAUGAUGAUAAUAUUUUAUUACCUCCAUUUAAACCAAUUCCACCUAAUGAUGAUGAUAAUAAUUCUUUAUUAUCUUUAGAAGAUUCAAUAAUGAGUUUAUAUAAUGAUGAUUAUAGAAAAAUUUCAGAAUCUUCAACAAUUGCAUCUGUUCCUACUCCAAUUUUAAAGUAA
Messenger RNA from Lodderomyces pseudojiufengensis, 1263 nucleotides. RefSeq lists its product as uncharacterized. The record is from RefSeq and is a predicted model, not a curated record. Lineage: Eukaryota; Fungi; Ascomycota; Pichiomycetes; Serinales; Debaryomycetaceae. The coding region runs from base 1 to 1263 and encodes 420 amino acids. The transcript has a single exon.